AGGUUUGCUCAGUCUCAAAUCUCCUUUGACCCUACCUUCUCUGUCUGAUCUGGUCAAAACUGAAGCUCUCGUCUCUGAUGUUCUGCGUUUAUCUUAUUGAUUACAUAUAAAAAGAGUGUUCAAAAGGAGUUUGCUGAAACCCUGAAAAGUGUUUACAUACAAUGGAGAAACAAGCUAAACCCAGAAACAAGAUCCUGAAAUUUUUGCCCAAAGCAGCUUCAGCUGUCAGCGUCACCUUUCAAAACCAUCCCUUCAGCCCCGGCAGGGACAAGCGAUCCGACAAUACAGGCAAGCAUAAGGCUUAUGCAGGCAGAGGGUUCUCUGGUCCGAUCGUUUCGAUAAUUCCUGAUGAAGCUCGAAGAAAGUCCCAGAGUGAAACCUUUGAAACCCAAGAACCAACUUCACCGAAAGUGUCAUGCAUGGGACAGAUCAAGCAGAAGAAAAAUAUCAGAAAAGCUAAGUGCGUUUCGCGUCCUAAAGAGUUGAAGCCUGUCUCCGAAUCUUCUGGAGAAGAAGUGAAGAAGCAUGCGUCCAAGUUAAAGCGAAUCUUCAGCAUGGCAAAACCAGCAAGGAAAUCCGAGGCAUCAAGCAAGAAGACAGAGUUGCCUGACAGAGCGCCUUCUUUGGGCCAAAUGAAGCGGUUUACAAGUGGCCGUGAUGCUUUUUCCAAUUUUGAUUGGAUGGCUCAGAUUGCACCUGCGGAAGCUGAUAAUAGGGAUUAUUACUCUGAUGAAGAGAGAAGAGAUAGUGAUCUUGAAGACGACGACGUGAUCAUCCCUUUCUCGGCCCCAAUGACGGUUGGUGGAGAGAUGCCUUUGCAGCCAAGGAAAGAAAUUAACUUAUGGAAGAGAAGAACCAUGAAUCCACCAAGGCCCCUUCGAUUGAAUUCCAUGGUCACCGCAAAUUGAUUGAAUUUUUUUUUUCUUUCUUUGGCCUUCCUGUUCUUUAUUUCUUCUCCUUCUUUCUCUUACUUCUCAUAUACAGAUUGUGUAAACAUAGACUGGUGAAACAUGCAGAAGUGUUGUAAUUGGCAUUUGGCAUGAUGGGAACCUGUCUGAUUCCUGGUUCUGUACAGAUAAUUGCUUGAACAUCAUUUCUUCUUUCUUUCUUCUCUU
Theobroma umbraticum is the source of this 1115-nucleotide messenger RNA. RefSeq lists its product as uncharacterized. The record is from RefSeq and is a predicted model, not a curated record. Lineage: Eukaryota; Viridiplantae; Streptophyta; Magnoliopsida; Malvales; Malvaceae.